This is a messenger RNA of Nilaparvata lugens (brown planthopper), 1198 nucleotides long. RefSeq names its product nuclear transcription factor Y subunit beta-like. The record is from RefSeq and is a predicted model, not a curated record. The transcript is spliced from 6 exons. NCBI's taxonomy places the organism in Eukaryota, Metazoa, Arthropoda, Insecta, Hemiptera, Delphacidae. The coding region runs from base 61 to 1032 and encodes 323 amino acids.
CGAUUGGUUGAGGCUAGAGAACGAAAUAGAAGUCUCAUAGGAAUAUGAAAUAGACAACGUAUGGAGGAUAGUCGAUACAGUUACUGUGGUGGCAGUACUACAAUAUUGUCAGUAAUUGCUGAAGUUUCUUUGUCAAGUGUUGCCUUAAGGGAUAAGGUUGGAGAAUUAAUAAUUAUGAUUCCGGUCAAACUAUUGCUCUUCAGCGGUCUAUUGGUUGGUAUUCAGUGUGCAUAUUAUUCACCUCCUGACUCUCCAAUAGAUUAUGGAGAAUACUUUGCAUCUCCAUCCUCUCCACAAAUGAAUCCGUGGGAGACAACAGCAGCACAAGGAUCGUCAUCAUCACCAAAACCGAGGUCACCACAACGACUGAGGUCACCAGAGCAUCAACAGUCAUAUCCACCACAACAUCAACAGUCAUAUCCACCACAACAUCAACAGUUAUAUGCACCACAACAACCGUUGUAUCCACCACCACAACCGUGGUAUCCACCAACACAAGUACAGUGGCAACAGCAGCAACAACAGCAGCAACAACAACAGCAGUCUUAUCCACAACAACAACAAGGGUGGUCACAACAACCACAGCAGUCGUAUCCACCACAACAACAAGGGUGGUCACAACAACAACAAGGGUGGUCACAACAACCACAACAGUCUUAUCUAUCACAACAACAACAACAACCGAGUUCACUGCCACCACAACAGUGGUCACAACAACGGAGAUCUCCUCCAGCCCAGGAGGAACCAUCACGAAAACGAGCAAGAGUGUCAACAUCAACGGCUAAACCAAGUUCACGUCGAAUGGCUGUAUUCCUAAUCAUGGAUGCUGACAGAGAUGGCAUGGUGACUAAAGAACAAUACAACCGUUUGAAGAACUUAGCUGCCACACAACCAAGAUCCAUUUUCAAUGAUCACUUAGUCAGGCAACAGUUGGACCAGGUAUUCACAGGGAAGGCAUUUAUAAGGAGCACUGACAUUUAUUGGUCGCGGUGGAGAUCAGAGUUCCUGAUGUACCAAGAAGCGUCUACAUAACUUCUGAGUACUUUGUUUUGGAAGUGCUGGAUGAUGUCGAUAUUGGAUGGUCGGGUGCAGCCCCAGAGUUGAAUUCUGUAGGUCCACACCGGCUUGAGAAUCUGCUUGUAGAGAAGCAAUUUGUUAUAAUACAACUUUGAUGUCCUCCCAAGUAGCCAGUACAUUU